This is a messenger RNA of Marchantia polymorpha subsp. ruderalis, 988 nucleotides long. NCBI's taxonomy places the organism in Eukaryota, Viridiplantae, Streptophyta, Marchantiopsida, Marchantiales, Marchantiaceae. The record is from the annotation of a GenBank genome assembly.
AGGACAUCACGUACUUAUUCUCUUCUUUGUCCUCCGUAGUGCCAUUCUUUCAGCGCCAUCUUUCGAUUGGUUUUCUGCUCAAGCAUUGAGUUUGGAUCAACGUUGUGACCAUCUCGAGGCGAACAUGGCACAACGAAGAUUGACAGAAACAUUUAUUGUCCAGGACGACACAUCGUACGAAGCAAAGCCGAACGUCGGGAUGGCCAACGUCGUCGUCGUCGACUCAGCUUCCAACAAGUUCACUGUGAUACCCGAUAUCGCCCCGGAGCUUGUUGAAGGCCUCGGAAAUUCCGGCCCUCUGCUGACAGAUGUUCCUGCCGAAUCGAGUUUUGUGAACCAUUCUGUCUCGCGGAGAAGUAGAGGAAGACCCAGAGGCUCCAAAAAUAGACCCAGGCCUCCGCCAUCUGUCACGAGUUCCUCGUUCUUCCGUAGCGACGCUCGCAACAGCUGCAAGUUCCACUCAUUGACCAUAGAGCGCGGCUGCCCUGUGAUCCAGUCUAUCAUCCGACAAACAAGCGCCUUUCUCCACAUUGGCGGCACUGUGUACGUGGUUGGGGCACAGGGCAUGGUUGCCCAGGUGACUCUCGAAAACUCCGAACAGAACAGGCGAACGCUGUUGGGAAACUACAACAUUGUGUCCUUUUCGGGUCUUUUGAACGGGGCCAGCAAACUGCAGUUUGCACUGGUUCUCAACGGCGUUACCCUCGAGCCUUGUUGCGGAACUGUGUUCGGAGAUUUCCAACCGCUGAGUACAUACAUCACAGUCCACACGGUUUGGUUCCUCGGCGCUGGUCCUCUGGACCGCGCCUAGAUUUAGAUCUGAGAUACAUGGCCUGAGAAAGGCAGGGGACAAGUGUGUGUCCCGUACAAGUUCUCUCAACUUCAGAGAGUAGAAUAAAAUAGGUGGACAUUAUGUUCUUGGAGUAAGAUUUAUCUUAUCUUCUCUAAAGACUUCAUACUUAUACUGGAGGGCGAACCCAAACCUCAA